Molecule: messenger RNA, 2064 nt
Organism: Aspergillus nomiae NRRL 13137
Lineage: Eukaryota; Fungi; Ascomycota; Eurotiomycetes; Eurotiales; Aspergillaceae
Exons: 14
Coding region: 1-2064 (687 amino acids)
Source: RefSeq, a predicted model, not a curated record
AUGACAGCUACAGAGGAACCUUCGACUGAAGCUCCGCCACCCCAGACGCGCAAGCUCGCGGAUGAAAGUAAAUUUAUCCUAACUGUCUACAAGUAUGACCCGCGGACGAAGGAGACACAGACAGCUGCGACUGUCCCUGCAUCAAAAGACCUCAAGGGCAAAAGGCUGCAGGAGAUCCGAUACUGGCUGAUUAACACAGGAGCCUUGAACAAAAACCUGGCGAAAAGAGCACUCUGUACUUCAAAUGGAGGGGAGGUACCAGAUAGCACCACGUUAACUGACUACUUUGCUAUGAAUGGUAUAGCUGCGGAUGCAGUCUCCGGUACCGUCUACAUAAGGUCAGGCGGGAGCGAAGAACUUGACGAGUCCAUGCAGUCAUGGCUGAGCAAGGGAUUAGAUCUUAGUGGUAAAAAUGCCCCAACGCUAGCUAGUAUUCAAGCUGCAACUCUCUCCAGCAGCUACUCACACGGUGCGUGGAAGGCAAGCGAAGGCAGCGGCCAAGUGGUGCAUCCAUCCGACUUGUCCGAAAAACAGUGGGCAACUGUGUUGCGGAACAAUGAUAUGCUAUGCGGUCACUAUCUGAAGGCUGGUCGCGCACAAGAAGGGCUAAUAUUCACUGGCCUUGAACCUCGAUACUACCCAGCCUUUGCUAUCACGAAAAGGCAGAUACCAGACUAUGACAUUCCCGCGGGUGCAGCAGAGGGAGAUUUUAAAGCGCCAUCUAUGGAUUUCCGUAUCCCUCGUUUCCGCAUCACCGAUAAAGCACGCGUAGAUGUGCUCGAAUUGAAGAGCUCUCUGCAGGUCUCUAUGGCAGAAAGUGCAUUUAGCCAAACGACUGUUGAGGCCUCCAUUGGAGGUUCCUUUUGUGGUGUGAGCGCGGGAGUCAAGGCAGGGUACAGUGGAAGCGACGAGAGUAACUCUGCUUCUUCCGCAUCCAGCUCCCAAGAGUUUAUGUACAUCUCUUAUGAUUUCCCCCGAGUUGAGGUAUACCUUGACCAGGAAAGCCUUGAGGUGUCGGCCGAAUGCAAAAAGGACCUGGAUAUCCUACGGCAAAUGCGCACCAAGGAGGAACUAGAGCGAUUCUAUAAAAAAUAUGGGCAUGUCUUUGUUCCCCAGGUCCAACUUGGAGGCCGCCUCUACUCCAUUGAGAGCUCUCAGAGCUUUGGAUCAGCGACCAAGGAACAGAGAACUCAAAUGAUGAAGGCCUCUGCGAGUGCGUCAUUCUCUGGUUAUGGGGCUAAAGCAGAGGUCAGUGCGAGUCACGAAAAGAACACCGCACAAGAGAAGACCAGCACUAGCAGUACAUACAACCAUUCCAUUACUUGGCAUGCAGAUGGAGGGGACACCUUACUGUGCAACAAUCCACCAUCUUGGUGUCCAACUGUCGCCAAUUAUCAGAACUGGCGUAUCAUGAAGAGGAACGAGGGGGUAGACCUUAUCGAGAUGAUUGGCAAAAUCGAUGGUUUUAAAGACAUCCCAAGGUUGGUUCAAUAUAUCGAUGACGUGUUUGUCGCGUUUAAAGUUCGAAACACAGUGACCCGUAACGACGAGCGCACACUGGGAAUAGCUAUACAAAAGGGCAAGUUUUUAGAGAACGGGCUGGCAAACAAAGCCGUGUACCACUACCAGACUGCAUACGAGAGAUACCCCAUCGUCAACUACUCCGAAGAGAGGCCCAAGUUCAUAUAUAUUCUUCAAGCUGCUGCUAAAAAGACAGAAGUUUACUGGGAUCAUGGUAUCCCAAGGAUGAUAUACGGAGUUCCCUAUCGCCCAUGUAUUUACCACGAGGGAAAUUGGUACGGCAUUCGCCGGACCACUAAAGCCGAUCACUUCGGUAGAGAAGGGAUAUUGUACGCUGGGAAGGAUGAAGACUCAAAUAUUAGUAUGACGCUCAUCUCCAACGAUGGAAAGAAGAAGCCUAAAGACACGGUCGGCACAUAUGACAAUGUCCUCCUGGCAUUUCACGACAUGAAGGAGGAAUAUAUUGGGAGUGUCGAGGUUGAGGAUGAUAUGAUAUAUCUAGGCAGCAAAAAUAUCCUGAACUUUGAGUUGCAUUGCGUCUAA